AUGGCGUUGAAAGAGACUGCGGGGUUGUAUGAGACGCUGAAAGCAGAGUGGAACAAGAAAAACCCAAACCUGAGCGAUGUCCUUGAAAUUGGAGCCCUGUGGAGUAUCCUCAAGAAGGACAUCCCUUCAUUUGAGAGAUACAUGGCCCAGCUAAAAUGUUACUACUUUGAUUACAAGGACGAACUACCUGAAGCUGCCUACAUGCACCAGUUACUUGGACUGAACCUGCUCUUCCUGCUCUCACAGAACCGUGUGUCUGAGUUUCACACAGAACUUGAGAGACUGAGUGCACGAGAUAUUCAGACCAACGUAUACAUCAGACACCCAGUGUCCUUGGAGCAGUACUUAAUGGAGGGAAGCUACAACAAGGUGUUUCUUGCCAAAGGCAACAUCCCUGCUGAGAGCUACACCUUUUUUAUUGAUAUUCUGCUUGACACAAUUCGUGAUGAGAUCGCAGGUUGCAUAGAGAAAGCAUAUGAGCAGAUCCAGUUCAGUGAAGCCACCCGUGUGCUUUUCUUCAGUUCCCCCAAAAAGAUGACAGAGUAUGCCAAGAAGAGGGGAUGGAGUCUGAGCCCAGAUGGCUAUUACUCUUUCACCAGUCAACAGCAGCGGACAGAAGAGGUGACCAUCCCCUCCACAGAGCUGGCACAACAGGUCAUCGAAUAUGCACGACAGCUGGAAAUGAUUGUGUAA
This is a messenger RNA of Micropterus dolomieu (smallmouth bass), 693 nucleotides long. It is a transcript of the gene psmd8, whose product is annotated as proteasome 26S subunit, non-ATPase 8. The record is from RefSeq and is a predicted model, not a curated record. NCBI's taxonomy places the organism in Eukaryota, Metazoa, Chordata, Actinopteri, Centrarchiformes, Centrarchidae. Gene Ontology annotation, biological process: proteasome-mediated ubiquitin-dependent protein catabolic process. The transcript is spliced from 6 exons. Bases 1 to 693 code for a protein of 230 amino acids. Gene Ontology annotation, cellular component: cytosol; proteasome regulatory particle; nucleus.